Messenger RNA from Solanum lycopersicum (tomato), 1836 nucleotides. Its product is annotated as probable pectate lyase 5. NCBI's taxonomy places the organism in Eukaryota, Viridiplantae, Streptophyta, Magnoliopsida, Solanales, Solanaceae. Gene Ontology annotation, molecular function: pectate lyase activity. The record is from RefSeq and is a predicted model, not a curated record.
UAAAUGAAAUGCCGUGUGUUUGGUUUGAAGACCCCCUAAAUAGAGAUUAGAGAGUGAGGGAGCCUAGGUAGGAGAAGAGAAAUAAAAGUGCUCUCUCCCGUCCUCCAUCCUUCAAUAUAGUGUGAACAUCAUAGUCAUCACCCCCAAUGUAGAGUAUGUCCAAAACCCUAAUUACUGACAAUACUCCAUUAUUAUAGCAGCAAGCAUUUCAAAGAAGAAAAUAUGUCUUCCCAGAGUUUGUUUUACAGGGCAAAGAUGCCUCCUGCCACUCCCAUUCUCUUAUUUAUCUACCUCAUUCUCUCCUUCUUCUCACCUCUAAUUGAUUCCCAACUCAAUCUUACCCUUCCAAACCAACACCCUUAUCCUGAAUCUGUUGUUCACCAACUUCACAGGAGGGUUAAUGAGUCCAGAUUACUAUUCCAGACAAUUGUAAGAGAUAGCAAAUGUCACAGUACAGGAAACCCAAUAGAUGAUUGCUGGCAAUGCGACCCAAACUGGGCCAAAGACCGGCAAAGGCUAGCAGACUGCUCCAUUGGUUUCGGUCAGAGUGCAAUGGGUGGGAAAGGAGGUCAGAUCUACGUAGUUAGAGACUCCUCCGACAGAGACACAGUCAACCCAAUUCCGGGCACGCUCCGUCACGCCGUAGUUCAAGAGGAGCCUCUUUGGAUCGUGUUUGCAGCAGACAUGGUUAUAAAGCUAAAGCACGAGCUUAUUAUCAACAACUACAAGACCAUCGACGGACGGGGAGCAAAUGUUCACAUCACCGGCAAUGGGUGUAUUACAUUACAGUAUGUGAGCCAUGUGAUUAUACAUAACGUUCAUAUUUACAAUUGUGUCCCUUCGGGUAAUACUAACAUACGGUCGAGCCCAACGCAUGUUGGGUGGAGAGGCAAAUCGGACGGUGAUGGUAUAUCCAUCUUUGGAUCUCAUAAUAUCUGGAUUGAUCACUGUGCAUUAUCUCAUUGUACCGACGGUUUGAUUGAUGCAAUCAUGGGGUCUACUGCUAUUACUAUAUCGAAUAACUAUUUUAGUCAUCAUGAUGAUGUUAUGCUCUUGGGACAUGAUGAUAAAUACUUGCCUGAUUCAGGAAUGCAGGUGACAAUUGCAUUCAAUCAUUUCGGAGAAGGAUUAGUGCAAAGAAUGCCAAGAAUUAGAAGAGGAUAUGUACAUGUGGUGAACAACGAUUUCACACACUGGCAAAUGUAUGCAAUUGGUGGAAGUGCUAAUCCUACCAUUAACAGUCAAGGAAAUCGAUAUACUGCUCCCGAUGAUCCAAAUUUGAAGGAGGUGACGAAGCGGGAGGACACAGACAAUGGGCAGUGGGAUGAAUGGAAUUGGAGGACGGACGGGGACACUAUGGUUAAUGGCGCAUUUUUUGUGCCUUCAGGGCAAGGCCUUAGCAACCAAUAUACCAAAGCCUACAGCGUUGAUCCCAAAUCCGCCCUUCUAAUCAACCAGCUCACCGCCAAUGCUGGUGUCCUUGGUGGCCCCAGGGACAAUAGCAUAAGCAUCUUACCCCAAGUGGGCGGCGGCACUAGUGAAGGAAGCGGCAGGGGUCAUGACCAGUCCAAUAGCGGCAGUGUCGACUUGUUCGGAAUGAUAUUCAGCGGUACUGGUGCAUCUGCAGCAGCACCACCAACAACCACCCCUAUCUUAUUCUCCUUUUUCAUUCUUCUCACUUUGUACAUCAUAACUAUCACCACUCAAUUAUCAAAACCAUUCUUACACUUGCUAUAGCAUUUUAGGGUCACCACCACAUUAUUAUUAUUAUUAUUAUUAUUCAACAUUUUGUACAUUAGUUGAUUGGUUGGAAUAUCAGAGAUUAGUUGUUGCCUU